Molecule: messenger RNA, 311 nt
Organism: Eimeria tenella
Lineage: Eukaryota; Apicomplexa; Conoidasida; Eucoccidiorida; Eimeriidae
Exons: 2
Source: RefSeq, a predicted model, not a curated record
ACGGUGACUGUUUCUUUCUGGAGACGAUUGGGGGCGACAGCAGCACAGGGCCUUCCGAAGAAGACAGCCCCAGCAGCAGCAGCAGCAGCAGCAGCAGCAGCAGCAGCAGCAAGGCAGUGGAAGAAACAGUGUUUAGGCUGCAGCAAGCAGCAGCAAAGCGCAGCAAACUUGCUGAGGCCUUGGGGGGCCCUCUUGCUGUUAUGAAGCUGCGCUGCAGGCUGGCUUGUUUGACCCCAGAGCAGCAGCUCGAGCUGCUGCUGGAGGUUGCUGCUAAGGACGCAGCGCUCAAGCGAAUGGUGAGCAGCAGCUAG